This is a messenger RNA of Girardinichthys multiradiatus, 3353 nucleotides long. RefSeq names its product unc-93 homolog B1, TLR signaling regulator (gene unc93b1). The record is from RefSeq and is a predicted model, not a curated record. Gene Ontology annotation, biological process: toll-like receptor 3 signaling pathway; toll-like receptor 9 signaling pathway; intracellular protein transport. NCBI's taxonomy places the organism in Eukaryota, Metazoa, Chordata, Actinopteri, Cyprinodontiformes, Goodeidae. Bases 170 to 2047 code for a protein of 625 amino acids. Gene Ontology annotation, cellular component: endosome; lysosome. Gene Ontology annotation, molecular function: Toll-like receptor binding. The transcript is spliced from 13 exons.
UCGUUUCCCUCGUGAAACUUAUUUAUACCUGCAAGCCUGUGCUUCAGAAAGGGGAACCAACAAACAACCGAGACUAGAAGUAGCGCAGAGGGGGAGGUGUCUGCAUGUCUCUGUCUGACAGGUGGACACGGUGUUCAUUCUGCAGGAGACUCCUAAGACCGACUGGCAGAUGGAGGCCACUCAGGGAGAACGAUUUAUUGAGGAUGCUGAUCAGAUUGUAGCGCCUCCCAAUGGUGGCGUUAACGAACUGCACAAUGUGGGGCAAGAGGACAACAUGCAGGGCGAUAUGGAGGAGUUUCUGGGCCCACAGGCACAGUACAAUGAGGAGGAGGAGGAGAGGAAGUACUACAGAAGAAAGAGGCUGGGAGUCAUUAAGAAUGUUCUUGCCAGCAGUUUUGGAGCCAUGAUUGUGUACAGUGUUUAUAUGGGCCUAUUACAGAUGCAACUGACCCUUCAUUAUGAUAUGACCUACCGUGAGGUGAAGUACAGCAACCUUGGACUUGAGGACAUUGACCGGAAGAUGCUGAUGGGAAUCAACGUGACCCCGAUCAUCGGUCUUCUUUACACCCCUGUACUCAUCAGGUUUCUUGGUACUAAGUGGAUGAUGUUUCUGGCCUCAGGAAUCUAUGCACUAUUUGUCUCAACCAACUACUGGGAGCGGUACUACACAUUGGUUCCUUCAGCUGUAGCCAUCGGCGUGGCCAUUGUGCCUUUUUGGGCUUCUCUGGGAAAUUAUAUCACAAGAAUGGCCCAGCAGUACUACGAGUAUGCUAACUACAGGGAGGAGCACGUGCAGGAGCAGAGGAAGCUUCCGAAGGGGGCGUGCCACAGCUACAUCAUCGUCUUCCAGUCGGUUUUCUACGCCAUCUUCAACCUGAGUUUCGUCUUUGCAGAGUUCCCCAUGCGUCUCGUCCUCCACGAGCACCUGCAUGACAACCCACACACCCUCUGCAACGUGAAAACAUGUGGUGCUGCAAUCAAAGGUAUCAUCCCCGGCUUCAACAGCACCGUGCUGCGCAACCUGCCGCGCUCCAUGCUACUCAUCGAGGUGGAGAGCAUCCUGAUGGGCUUCGCCUUCCUCUCCAUGAUCAUUUUCCUCCUGCUGUGUGGCCCCGCCUACCGACCGACGGAGGAGAUCGACCUCCGCAGCAUCGGUUGGGGGAACAUCUUUCAGCUGCCUUUCAAACAUCUGAGGGAUUACCGCCUGCGGCUGCUCUGCCCCUUCUUUAUCUACAGUGGACUGGAAAUGCUGUUUGUUAUCAGCGGGUUCUCACUGUCCUAUGGUGUCUGUAUUCUGGGCCUGAAAAGCCUCUGGCUCCUGAUCAUGGUCUACGGCCUCUCCUGCUCCGUAUUCUCCCUCCUCUCUCUUAGCCUCCUGCGCCUCCCACGAUGGGUGUGUCUGAUGGGUGGUGCUGCGGUGCACGGGGUGCUGCUGGUGGUCCUGCUCGCUCUGUCUGUAAAAUCCAAUUCACCGGAGUAUCUGGGUCCCCUGCUGGUGAUCAUGGUGCUGUGGGGACUCGGCAGCGCUCUAAACAAGGCAGGGAUUAGCACUCUUGUCGGCAUUCUGUACGCUGAGGAAAAAGAACGCCUGGAUUUCGUCUACACCAUCUACCACUGGUGGCAGGCCAUCGCCAUCUUUGUUGUCUACCUCUGGUCCCAAAUGCCCAUGAGGGCCAAACUGUCCAUCCUGCUGGCUACAUUGUUGCUGGCCUGCUACUGUUAUUGGGUGAUGGAGCGCCGUGUGGCACAAAAAGUGCCGCACAGACUUCCUCGUAUUCCUCGGCCACGACACAAGGUGAAAGGCUACCGCUACCUGGAAGAGGACAACUCAGAUGAGUCAGAUUCAGAGAGAAGCGAGGAGGAUGACGACGAGGACGAGGGAGAGAGGACGGAGGAGGAUGAGAAUGUUGUGGAGGAGAUGGGAGCAGCGGACAGGGAGGAUGAAGGCCAAGAUGCCAGAGCCGAGAGAGCUGACUCGCCUAGAGCCCGGAGGAGGGGGGCCGAUGGUCAGGGUGCCCAUGUGCAGGAAGAAGGGAGAGAGAUGUGACGAAAUGAAAGAAGAAAUGAAGGGAGGUUGUGGACAAAUGUUUGAUACAUAUGCCAGCUCUAUUCUACUUUAAUAGUAACUGGCAUCUUUUCUAUGUUCAAAACAAGAAGGGAACAAGGCCUUGAGCAAAACCUUCUUCAUUUUAGACACAUUGUAGUAGCAUCAUCCUCGGAUCAUCCUAAAAGCUUAUUAGUGCAGCCACUAUGUCUUUAACAGAUUAGUACAAUGGUAUUCAUAGUCCUUCUAUACACCUCAACUUUUUACUUGUUGCAUUUACAAACUUCUAUGUAUUUGAUUGGGAUUUUAUGUGAUAGACCAACACUAUUAUUGCACAUUAUUAAUCUACAUUUAUCUCCAUCCAUCUUCCCAUAAACUGUGAUCAGCCUUUUACAUCCCUGCUGAAAAAAAGCAUCCCGCAACAUGAUGCUUCCACCACCAUGUUUCACCAUGGCGACGGUAUGUUUAAGGAGAUAUGCAGGUUUAGUUUUUAAUAAUUAUGUGCCGCUUCGUGAUGAUCUACCACAUAAAAACCCAAUAAAAACAUUAAAGGUUGUGGUUGACGAAUUCCGGACAAUUUCAAAGUCGGUAAGAACUUUUGCCAAGAACGGUUUGGUGGAUUUUUAAAUAAAAAGAUGUUUUUGAGUUUAUAGGCAAACUUUAGAUUUUUUCGCUCAAGUCUUAAAGGUCAUACCUGUUCAUGUGUGUGUGCAAAACCAGAUCUUUUGCAGUAGAUCAAGGAAUAUAGUUUGCAUUUGCUGGUCACAGUCCGAAUCUAAUCUUCACAGUUCCAUAUCUCUUCUGUUUCUUAAUCUCAUUUAUACAGUAGCAGAUGCCUAAGAUUCACCUAUAGCUUUAUCCAUGUGUUUUCAUAAAGCCACGCAGCUGCUUAGAGGAAUCAUCAAAGAGGCUUUAGGGGUGGUACAGUCUGAAUCCUUGAAAGAUGAUAAGAAAUACACAAAAUACACUCAAAUGUUGGUAUUUCAGAUAUCAGUGUUUUCUUAAAUUUUAUUGAAAAGGAAUUUCUCAUCAUAAAUGUAUGUCUUUUAUGUAUUUUAAAGAUUUUUGUGUGAGACUGUAUAUUUCUUGUUAAUGUCCUGGCUUAUUAUGCUGCACACACUGGGUAAAACAGAACAACAAUUUAGAGAAUAAUGCUUUCAUUUUUCUAUCCACUCACUGGGCUUCAUGUUUACCAGAUCUGUCGAUAAACGGGAUUUUUAGUUGCUUCUGCAGGGCAAUUGUCUGUAAAAGAAAGCUCUGAAAGGGACAGAGCUAAAGGAAAAAAUACAAAUUGAUUUUAUCAUUUGAA